AUGAAGGUCAAUGCUGUACUCUUCUCUGUCCAGUCAUCUGAUAUCUUUCUAUUUUAUGUGUACUUUAUGCAGAGCAAGUACAAAAACCAGAUGUUUUUCCAUAAGAAUGAAAAGAACAUUGAGAAUGCUUAUAAGGCACUGAUGGAGGAACUGGAGGAAUGCCAAGCUUUAGCUUUAGGACGUCUUUUUGGAAAUUUAAAAUGGAAAACUAUGAUGGAAGAACCUUUUAAAACAGUUUUGUUGUAUAUUCUUUACCAAGGUGAAACCAUGGAAGACUUAAGUAUAGCUGUGCAGAUGGUGAAAAGGAUCUGCUCUGUGAUGGAAAAACACCCAGAGCUUUGGCAGGAGGCAGACUGGCAACUCAUAGCCAGGUGCCUGCGGGGUUUAGGGUUCAAGGAGCUGGCGAGUUCUUUGCAUCCAGAGAACACUAAAAGCUAUAUUGUGAUUGUUCAGUUGUCUUUGUAUGAUUGUAGCUCAAGUCACAGGAAAGGGCAUAAAGGAGAAGAAAAAGGACAAAUACUCACAGUGGGCCUUGGGCCAGCCCAGUUUCAGCUGCAGUACAUGGGCCACCAUCUGGUUCAUGAUGAGAGGAAAGAUCCAGACCCCAGAGUUUAGGACUUCGUUCCUGACAACUGGCAGCAAGAGCUCCUGGACAUCGUGGACAAGAACAAGUCUGCAGUCAUCUCAGCCCCAAAGUCCUCUGGGAAGACCUAAGCCUCCUACUACUGCAUGGAGAGGGUGCUGCAUGAGGGCAAUGAGGGGGUGGUCGUGUAUGUGGCCCCCACCAAAGCCCUUCUCAAUUAAGCAGCAGCAACCAUUGAGAAUCGUUUUAACAAAAAUCUGCCAAAUAGGGAAAGUCUGUGUGGUGUUUUCACCUGGGACUAUUGUCAUGAUGCCCUGAACUCUCAGUGUUCUUGUUUGCGGGUGCUCAUCACAGUGCCUGCCUGCUUUGAAAUUCUCCUGCUGGCUCCGUACCACCAGGUGUGGAUGAAAAGGAUCAGAUACAUCAGAUUUGAUGAGGUCCACUGUCUUGGUGGGGAAAUUGGAGCAGAAAUCUGGGAGCAUCUCCUCAUUAUCCGCUGCCCCUUCCUGGCCCUUUCCACCACCAUCAGCAACCCGGAGCAUCUGACAAGGUGGCUACAAUCUGUAAAAUGGUACUGGAAUCAAGCAGACAGUAUGAUUGAAAAAAGUAUUGCUUCUACAAGAAAUGCCAGCUGCCGUGCCAGUUCCCACAAAAACUACUUGCUGAUGAAGCAGUCAUAUAAAGUGAGACUUGUGCUCUAUGAAGAGAGAUACAAUGACUUAGAGAAAUACAUAUGUUCAGUGAGCAAUCAUAAAAUUUCCUUUGACCAUUUUCACCUGUGUGCUGCGUUGACAACAGACCAUGUGAGUAGGUUUGGAUUCCCUUCCAAUCUUACCCUUUCACCUGGAGAAAUGGUCCAGCUUUAUGAUACCACCAUAUUUGAAUUCUGGAGAAGUUGUCUCAGAGCUCAGGAGUUAUGUCCAGAGGAAUUCAUUCAUUUUGAGAACAAAAUAGUCAUUAGGAAGAUGGAUGCUAGAAAGUAUAAAGAGAGCUUAAAGGCAGAACUGACAAGCUGGGUGAAGAAUGGCCACGCCAACAAGGCCAGAACGGUCCUGGAGAGUGUUCAUCCUCCUUCAGUCCACGGUCGUGUGGUUGUUAGUUCAGAAAACAUGACAGUUAUGUUUCCACUUCUCCGUAAGCUAAGGGAAAUUGAGAAGCUACCUGCAAGGUUUUUUCUGUGAUUUCAUUUAGCGGCUGUGGAGAGAAGGGCUGAAAGUGUGAAAAAGUUUCUACGGCAAAAGCAGGAGUGCAGAAGGCCCCCCAGGGCAGAUAAAGAGGCCCACGACAUGGCGAACAAACUGCACAAAGUGAAAAAAUCCAUGGAGAAAUACAAGACAGUAGAUGAAUAAAGCCAGAAAAAUCCCAGAAGAAUGGAUCAAAGCCUACUCCAUGAAGCUGAGCAUGAUAACCUACUCAAGGUUCUUGAGAAGAACUGGGAUAUCCCUCAGGACUGCACAUACAUGGACCAGAAGGCCAUCGAUGCUGAGACUCUUGAGAAUCUUACACAGACUGUGGGAAACGAGAAGAGAGGCUAGAAGCUGUGUGGUCUGUUACGGUGGGGCAGCAGGUACCAUCACGGGUCGAUGGAGAUUAGGCAGAGACAAAUGGUGGAGACACUCUUCAGGCUGAAGCACAUCAAGAUGGUAACAGCUACAUCAACUCUUUCUUUGGGAGUUAAUAUGCCAUGUAAAUCUGUUGUUUUUACAGAAGAUUUUUUUUUGGAUGCCUUAAACUUCCGACAGAUGUCUGGCCAUGCAGGCAGACGUGGGGAGGACCUCACAGGAAGUGUGUUCUUCUACAACAUCCCAUUACCCAAGACAGAACGGCUUCUGAGAUCAAAUGUGCCUGAACUGAAUGACCAGUUUCCUCUAAGUCUUUCCUUGGUUCUCAGACACAUGCUGUUAGUUGCCACAGAUGACAAGGAAGAUGCCAAUGCCAAGGCAUUGUCAGUUCUCCAAUGUUCACUCAUGUCCUUCAAGCAACCAAAUAUCAAGUGUGCAUUGAAAUUUUAUUUUAUAUAUUCUUUACAAUUCUUGGUCACAGAGGGAUUCCCGAAUCAAGAGUGCGUUCCCAUUGGAUAUUCUGGGCUUGUCUCCCAUUUACACUACCACGAACCCAAGUUCGUUUUAGUGAGCUUGCUGGUGAAAGGUUUAUUUCACAAGUUGUGUGUUCCAACCAACAUCAAAGUGAGUGAGUUAUGCGAAGACGAGGACAGCCGUGUUGUGCUGGCAUUUAAACAACUAGGUGACACUUUCGACAGAAAACUUGGGAGAAAAGAAAGGCCCUGACUGUGUCCAGUUUUCCUGAGCCCUGGGCACCUGGGAAACUCUGCUGGCCCAGAUGUCCCCUUGCGUGUCAGGAUGUGGUCACCACCCCUUCCCAUAUGGCUAAGAUGGGGCUUGUAGUGACUCCUUCUUACCCACGACCAUCCUCAACAUACCCUUGAGAGUCUUCUGCUUCGUCUCAUGUAGGAUGAGCUGGACUGAUUUCCCCUGCUGACCAACCAGACAAACAUUUGCUACAGAUAUUAGUCUUCUCCUGUCCACCCCACAGGUCUCUGAACUAUAUAACCCACCUUCAGGCUCCUCCUAAAAGCUGCCUGGAGGGGACCCCAGAUCUGUCCCCACCCAGUCCCUGUGAGGGUCACUGUGAGGUCAACGGUGCCAUCACACCACGUCCCCCACUCCCACACUGAUCCUCUCCAGCCUCGUGUACUGACUCUGUGAAUUGAAGCUGUUUCCUGCUGACCUUUGAGACCCUGCACACCCAUGGUCAGCGUCUUCCCUUUGUGUUCGCCUCCUCCACUUACCGCGGUAAAAUCUGCUUCCCUAAGUCCAGAGGUUUUUUUUCCCACACUAUGUCAAAGACACAAAAGAUAUUACUUAGCUAAAGUAUAAGUUUCACAAUUCCUUGAACAAUGUAUAUAAAGAUGUCUUAAGGUGAAAAAGAUCUAUUUCUGCUUUAUUGACUAUGCCAAAGCCUUUGGCUAUGUGGAUCACAAUAAACUGUGGAAAAUUCUGAAAGAGAUGAG
This is a messenger RNA of Bubalus bubalis (water buffalo), 3614 nucleotides long. It is a transcript of the gene DDX60, whose product is annotated as DExD/H-box helicase 60. The record is from RefSeq and is a predicted model, not a curated record. Gene Ontology annotation, cellular component: cytoplasm. Gene Ontology annotation, biological process: defense response to virus. NCBI's taxonomy places the organism in Eukaryota, Metazoa, Chordata, Mammalia, Artiodactyla, Bovidae. Gene Ontology annotation, molecular function: double-stranded RNA binding; ATP binding; single-stranded RNA binding.